AACAUAUCUUCUAAUGUUUUGGAAGAGUCAGCAGUUUCUGAUGAUGUUGUAUCACCAGAUGAAGAAGGUAUCUGUUCUGGAAAGUAUUUUACAGAAGCUGGUCUGGUGGGAUUGCUGGAACAGGCUGCAGCAUCUUUCUCCAUGGCUGGCAUGUAUGAAGCAGUUAAUGAGGUUUACAAAGUCCUUAUUCCUAUUCAUGAAGCUAAUAGAGAUGCCAAGAAGCUAUCUACUAUUCAUGGUAAACUCCAAGAAGCCUUCAGCAAGAUUGUUCACCAGAGUACUGGCUGGGAGAGGAUGUUUGGCACCUACUUCCGGGUUGGUUUUUAUGGAACUAAAUUUGGAGACCUGGAUGAGCAAGAGUUUGUUUACAAGGAGCCUGCGAUAACAAAGUUAGCUGAAAUUUCCCAUAGGCUUGAGGGAUUUUACGGAGAACGGUUUGGUGAAGAUGUGCUUGAAGUGAUUAAGGACUCAAACCCUGUGGACAAAUGUAAACUAGAUCCUAACAAGGCCUACAUUCAGAUAACCUACGUGGAGCCAUACUUUGACACGUAUGAGAUGAAGGACAGGAUAACUUACUUUGACAAAAACUACAACUUGCGGCGUUUCAUGUACUGCACGCCCUUCACGCUGGAUGGCCGAGCUCAUGGGGAGCUGCAUGAGCAGUUCAAGCGCAAAACAAUUCUGACAACAUCCCACGCUUUCCCUUACAUUAAAACCAGGAUAAAUGUCAUCCACAAAGAGGAGAUCAUUUUGACGCCCAUUGAAGUUGCCAUAGAGGACAUGCAGAAGAAAACACAGGAAUUAGCUUUUGCAACCCAUCAAGACCCUGCGGACCCAAAGAUGCUGCAGAUGGUGCUACAAGGAUCAGUAGGUACCACAGUAAAUCAGGGACCAUUAGAAGUUGCACAAGUUUUCUUGUCUGAAAUACCCAAUGAUCCAAAGCUCUUCAGACAUCAUAACAAACUACGGCUCUGUUUCAAAGACUUCACAAAAAGAUGCGAAGAUGCUCUGCGCAAGAACAAGAGCCUGAUCGGUCCAGACCAAAAGGAGUAUCAGCGAGAACUUGAAAGGAAUUAUCACCGGUUAAAGGAAGCUCUCCAACCUUUGAUAAAUAGAAAGAUCCCACAGUUGUAUAAGGCAGUGCUGCCAGUCACUUGCCACAGGUGGAUAUUUGAUUUUACUCUUUCAGCAGAGAUAAGGAGGGUGUAA
Messenger RNA from Pelecanus crispus (Dalmatian pelican), 1209 nucleotides. The record is from RefSeq and is a predicted model, not a curated record. Lineage: Eukaryota; Metazoa; Chordata; Aves; Pelecaniformes; Pelecanidae.